CUCAGAGGUCUCCUCUCUCACCCCACUGCUCUCCCAAAGCAGAGAGUUAUUUCCUUCCUUUCUUCAACCACAACAACAGCCCAGCCAUGGAUGUCUUCUCCCCAUCCCAGGUCUUCUAUGACAGCGCCUGUGCCUCCUCGCCAGAGGACCUGGACUUCGGCCCCGGGGAACUGGACGGCUCAGAGGAGGACGAGCACGUCCGGGUCCCUGGGACACCUCACCAGGCGGGUCACUGCCUUCAGUGGGCCUGCAAGGCCUGCAAGCGUAAGUCCAGCACAGUGGACCGGCGGCGGGCUGCCACCAUGAGGGAACGACGCCGGCUGAAAAAGGUGAACCACGGCUUCGAGGCUCUGAGGCGCUGCACCUCAGCCAACCCCAGCCAGAGGCUGCCUAAGGUGGAGAUCCUGCGCAACGCCAUCCAGUACAUCGAGAGCCUCCAGGAGCUGCUCCAUGAGCAUGUGGAGAACUACUACGGCCUUCCAGGGGAGAGCAGCUCAGAGCCUGGGAGCCCCUCGUCCAGCUGCUCCGACAGCAUGGUUGACUGUAACAGUCCUGUUGUGUGGCCUCAGAUGAACACAAGCUUUGGCAACAACUACAGUUACAUUAAGAAUGUGAGCUCUGGAGAGAGAGGUGCUGGUGCCUCCAGCCUGGCCUGCCUGUCGAGCAUAGUAGAUCGCCUCUCCUCGGUGGAUGCCAGUGCCCCAGCAGGGCUCAGAGAUAUGCUUACCUUCUCGCCCUCCAGCACCGACUCCCAGCCUUGCACUCCAGAAAGCCCCGGGACCAGACCUGUGUACCACGUGUUGUGAAGAAAACCUGCAUUAGAAUAAGAAUAAUCUGAUGGCCCUGAUCUUCAACCGCAUACCGCUUUUGCUUCCUAUUUCGGUGAUGGCUAAGAUCGAUCAACACCUGCCAACUUUUGUAUUGUAAAUAAGAUUGUAAAUAUGUACUGUAAAUGUUCAUUUAUUUUAAACAAUAUUAUACCAAAUGUAACAUAUUUAAUUGAUCCUUUUCAUGUGUCUGUCCUAAUAUAGACCUAUGCAUCAUUGAAACAAGUUGUAUUUAAGCUAUUGCAUUUGUUAGCUUCACGUUUCUCAUGAUCAAUAAACGUUUCAACAAUUCUA
This is a messenger RNA of Oncorhynchus mykiss (rainbow trout), 1121 nucleotides long. Its product is annotated as myogenic factor 5-like. NCBI's taxonomy places the organism in Eukaryota, Metazoa, Chordata, Actinopteri, Salmoniformes, Salmonidae. Gene Ontology annotation, biological process: positive regulation of skeletal muscle fiber development; skeletal muscle cell differentiation; muscle organ development. Gene Ontology annotation, molecular function: protein dimerization activity; DNA-binding transcription factor activity, RNA polymerase II-specific; RNA polymerase II cis-regulatory region sequence-specific DNA binding. The record is from RefSeq and is a predicted model, not a curated record.